This is a messenger RNA of Tilletiopsis washingtonensis, 1728 nucleotides long. RefSeq lists its product as hypothetical. Gene Ontology annotation, molecular function: sulfite transmembrane transporter activity. The coding region runs from base 35 to 1660 and encodes 541 amino acids. NCBI's taxonomy places the organism in Eukaryota, Fungi, Basidiomycota, Exobasidiomycetes, Entylomatales. Gene Ontology annotation, cellular component: plasma membrane. Gene Ontology annotation, biological process: transmembrane transport; sulfite transmembrane transport. The transcript has 15 exons. The record is from RefSeq and is a predicted model, not a curated record.
CCACCACCACCACCUCCUCAUCCCUCUCGCCCACAUGUCGACGGCGCCACACGAGGCGCCCUCGCCGUCGCUCGAGCUCGAGCGCAUCGCCUCGUCGGGCGCGCUCGGCGAGCGCGGCUAUCUGGACCCUAGUGCGCGCCUCUCGCUCGUUGCCAGCGUCUCUCCUCCCGGUGCCGCAGCAGCCGGCGCACACGGGAGCAGCAGCAGCGGCAGUGGACCGCACGCAGAGACGUCGGCGGCGUCGUCGCAGACUAGUCAGAGACGCACUGGACCGCGGCAGGAGGAGAAGAAGGGACCCGCUAGCAUGUCCGCAGCUGCAUCGCCCGAAGACGACGUCUCGAAGCCGCCGGCUGCUGCGGAGAGGGGGAAUAGCCAGCCGCCGAAGCGAAGCCGAGGCGUGAGGGAGCGUAUCUUGAACUUCACGCCCUCCUGGUUCAGCGUCAGCAUGGGCACGGGCGGCGUGCACAUCCUGCUGCUGCUGCUCGGCGACGUCUGGGCGCCGUACUCGAGCGACUACACCACGAGUCCGCAUGCCUCGAACACUGCUGCCCUCACGCUGCCGACGAGGAUACUGCGAUGGUUCGCACUGCCGGUGCUGCUUGUCAACAUCUGCAUCUUCACUACCUUCAUUGCUGCAUUCACCUCGCGCUACAUCAUGUUUCCAGCGGUGCUGCCUCUCACGCUCAAGCACCCACAAAAGUCGGUCUUCAUCGGCACGCUGCCCAUGGCACUCCUCACCAUUGUCUCUACGGUCUCCCAAAUCGGCACUCGUGCUUUCGACCUCGGACUCUGGCCUACCCUGCUGGCCGUGUCACUCUGGUUCCUCGCCGUCGUGCUGUCGCUCGCAUGCGCAGUCGUCAUCCCCUACAUGAUGAUGAUCCAUCAGCGCCACUUGCUCGAGGGAACGACUGCAAGUUUGCUUCUGCCAGUCGUGCCGCCCAUCACGGCAGCGGCUACUGGCGCAGGCCUCGUCGAGAUUCUCACUAGGUCGCACCCGUCCCUUGCCUUUACGGUCCUGACGAUUAGCUACAUCUGCAACGGUGUCGGCCUGAUGCUCGCUCUGAUGAUUCUGGUGCUCUACUUUCAGCGCCUGCUGCUCUUCCACCAGCCGGCGCGCGAGGUUAUCAUCUCGGUGUUUCUGCCGCUCGGUCCGUGCGGACAAGGUGCCGAGGCACUGCUGCAUCUGGGCCAGGCCAGCCUCUAUCUCUUCCCCACGAUCUCCACACUGCCGGGUUCGGGCGUGCCGCAGCUGUCUUUCCCUGUUGGUCAGGCGCUGUACGGCGCUGGCCUCAUCGGAGCUCUGCACCUCGUCGGCCUUGGCUGCUGGUUCAUGUUCCUGGCGGUGGCCAUCGUCAUUCGCGAGCAGAGCCAGGGCAAGCUGCCCUUCUCGCUCGGCUGGUGGGCUGCAACCUUCCCUCUCGCCAGUCUGCUGAUCGGCAUCGGGCGCUGCGCAAUGGUCCUCGACUCGCUCACGCUGCGCAUCAUCUUCACGAUCCUCUGCGGCGCUUACGGCGUCAUUUACUUCUCCGUUGCCAUCCCGACCGCUCGCGGCUUCAUCACUGGCCACUUGCUCGUGGCGCCGUGUCUGGCCGACCUGCCUCUCGAUCCGCUGCGGAAGUACCGCGAUCCGCGCGAGGACUACGACGAGGCCAAGGCAUAGUGCGCAGCACUCGGACGUGGCGGAAGGGGCAACAUGUUACCGGCGGCUUUGCAUUGAACGGCAUUUCU